This is a messenger RNA of Fusarium falciforme, 1203 nucleotides long. RefSeq lists its product as hypothetical. The transcript is spliced from 2 exons. The record is from RefSeq and is a predicted model, not a curated record. The coding region runs from base 1 to 1203 and encodes 400 amino acids. Lineage: Eukaryota; Fungi; Ascomycota; Sordariomycetes; Hypocreales; Nectriaceae.
AUGGCUCCAGGCAAGAACAGCGGCCCCGGUCUCACCACCGCCGCCCCCCGGGCAAAUUUUUGGAAGCCCUGCGCAAUCCUUCUGGAUGGCUGCCGCGGCCCCAUCCUCGGAGGGAAAGCUCUCGGUGUGCAGCCACAGUCGGAGGUCAACUCAUACCUCUUCAUGUACAACUAUACGCAUGCCGAGUCGAGUAUCGGAUUCUCGCUCGAGUUCCCAUUUGGCCAGGGAAACGAGGAAGAAGGGUUUGGCAUAUGCCACAGGGUCGACUAUCUCAGUCACACGAUAGUUCCAACCGACAUGCGUAGGAUUGAGGUCAGAUUCCCCCGAGAAGGCUUCUCCCGUUCCGUCGAGCCAGUAGUCAGCGAUGCCCUGCGAAGCCGCUUCCCCAGCACCAAGAAGCACCUGUCGCUGGUCGAGGUCAGUCUGAGGGAUCCAACCCUCACCAAAGUGCACGGUUUCGGCAUGCCUUCCAAGGGCCCUGGGCAUCCAUCCGAGGAGUCGCUCAACCUCCAAGGAGGAUUCAUAGCCGGCGAGCAUACUCUGCUGAAGUUCCUGCGGCAGGACAGCUUCCGGAUCAUCGUUGCCGCACCAAGCGGCAUCUUGGAGCGCAGUUGGCACGUCGACGAGCUUCCGCCGCCCUUUGCCUACCCCUACGGCAACAUCCACAACUGGGAUGAGGGGCGAUACGCCAAAAUGCUUGAGGUCGAGGGUCACUGGUUCCUACCCACCUGGAAUUAUCAUGACGACAACGCUCACCUAGCCGUUAUGACACAGUCUCAGGUCCAAGAUUUCAUGUGGCUUGACGGAGCCGUUGGCAAGAUCGCUUCGCAGAAGUUCUCGGCGUAUUUCGUGGAAUACGCUCAAGGCAACACGUCGAGAUACUUUGUCAUCAUGGCCCUCUCAAAGACCUUCAAGAAGAACUUCGAGUAUGCUCUGUGCCAUCUGGCCAAGGGUGCCUUCAAGCUUGACCUCUACGACAACUGGGAAGACGAGGCGGCCUCUGGUCAGUGGGAUGCCAAGAUCGUGGAUCCGCAAGGCAUCGAUGCCCUCAACGAACAUCACCUUGCCGAUCAUGAGAUGGUUCUGCUAGUUCGCCGGCCCCUCCUAACUCAAGCCGCCCGAGGCCCUGAGUUCGAGGUCACCACGUUCCACGAUCGCUCGGCCGCCAACCUCACGUUGAACGACAAAGGUGUGGACCAGUAG